AUGAUCAACAACUUCGAGUGUCAGAAGAUCGAUCAUGGAACGUCAGAUACAAGUGCACAGGAGAGGUACGCAGCAGCUGACAUCGAUUGCCUGAGCAGUAGAGCCUACUUGGUGUCGGUGAAAACGUUGGAGAAGCACCAGCUCUUGGUGAACCUGACCGAACGCCGUUCAGUCUGGGUGGGUUGUGACGAUAUCAAACAGGAAGGGAAGUUUUUUGUGUGGAAAGAUGACGGGCAGAUGAUGACCAACUCGGAACGCGUCAAUUUGUUUGCUGUAGGAGAACCGAAUGAUGUUGGUGGAUAUGAGGACUGCGUCAUCUUCUAUGCCGGGAACAAUGGACUAUUGGAUACUCCGUGUACUGAGAAACAUGUCUAUGUCUGUGAGAUGCCGUAUCGUUGA
Molecule: messenger RNA, 399 nt
Organism: Candidula unifasciata
Lineage: Eukaryota; Metazoa; Mollusca; Gastropoda; Stylommatophora; Geomitridae
Source: the annotation of a GenBank genome assembly